UCAAUUCGCGACGUAUAAUUAUGUUCGUGCAAAAAAUGGACGCGGCCGAGAAGCAAAAUGAUUUGGAACAAGAAUUUUGGAAAACUCUCGAGUUGCUUAUUAGUAAAGAUAAGAGACGAACGGAGAAAGACAUUUUGGAUGAUGUGCAAGAUUGGGUUGAUAAAAUCGUGAAUAAGCAAGCAACGACAGAAGAGGAUGGUGAUUCACGUUCACCAAACAGCAAAAAAUCGAGUGAGAGUUCUUCGGGAAGUGGAUCAAAGCACAUAAACAGCGUUGAGGCGCUUUUUAAAAACGCCGCCAUUCCCAAAGCCGACUGCAAGUUUAGUCAUCCCUACGUACGCUCGAGGUUGGAGAAGUUGAUGGGAUCCAACGUGGUCAAUCUCACGGAUCGAGAGUACAUGCAACUUCUCCAGGAACGCAUCUUAGAAAACUAUGCGAAUGAAAUGAACAAGAGAAUUGCCACAAGAGAGGCGGAAGAAAUGGAGAGAGUGAAGAAUUUGGUAUUAAUUGGACGAAUACCUUUGGAUGAAGCACCACCUGAAAUGGUCGAUCAUCCUGUGCGAUUAAUAGAGAUGCAUUGCAGGAGAUUAAUAGCGGAGAGGAGAGCUAAGAUUAAAGUACACAAAGGAUUUAUUCCCAAACAUCUCUACGUGGAUGAUACUCCGGAUCCUCCGUCUGGUUUGUCAAUUGAGGAGGGUCAUGUGUUUAGGAGUAAAAAUGAAAGGUUGUGCCACCCGCCUGCUUGUGUUUUAAGCAUUCCUGAUAAAGAGGACGUCAAACGCGGAUAUAUGUUUACCGAAGAAAACUACGCCAAGUUGAAUUUGGAGGGUUCUCUAAUACAAGAGCUGAGGAAAUCACAGACUGUCGAAGAAAUGUACCAGCUUGCUGAUAGAAUUAUGGGAAUAACGACACCAGAAGCUGAACAGUAAAACUAAGUAGGGUACACUUUAUAAGUGUUAUUGAUUCUUACCGUUGUAUAAACCAGUAAAUAAAAGUUGUAUUUAAGAAUUGUAUUUUUACCCAAUUUCUAUAAGAAAUUAUUUAUGUAAGCU
Messenger RNA from Photinus pyralis (common eastern firefly), 1052 nucleotides. RefSeq lists its product as uncharacterized. NCBI's taxonomy places the organism in Eukaryota, Metazoa, Arthropoda, Insecta, Coleoptera, Lampyridae. The transcript has 5 exons. The record is from RefSeq and is a predicted model, not a curated record. Bases 21 to 929 code for a protein of 302 amino acids.